AUGCCACCCUCCGGUGUUGAUCUGGGCGGACUCCAGACUGAGAACAGCAAUCCGAGAACCGCGACGAUUGACAAGGUAUCUACCGAGGAACUAUGCCGCAUCCUACAUGAAGAGGAUUGCCGUGUCCCUGCAGCCGUCACACCCUGUCUGCCAGAGAUUGCGGCAACGAUUGACGCGCUGACCGAAAGAGUCCGCAAAGGCGGUCGCGUAUUUUACAUUGGUGCUGGCACUAGCGGAAGGCUAGGCGUGCUAGAUGCUUCUGAGAUUCCGCCAACCUAUUCAAGCCCCCCAAAUCAAUUUAUAGCACUGAUUGCAGGCGGUGACUAUGCGCUACGCAACGCCAAGGAAGGCGCGGAAGAUGACCGAUCUGCUGCCAAGACUGAUCUUGACGCUUUUAAUAUUGCGCCAAACCUAGAUUCAUUAAUCGGCAUUGCCUCAUCUGGUCGAACUCCCUAUGUUCUUGGAGGCCUAGAGUAUGCCAGGUCAAUCGGCUGCACUACUGUGGGUGUCGUCUGUGUGCAGCCGUCUGCGAUGGCAAUAGAAGGCAAUACCGACUACCUCAUCAGUGCUGUCACCGGCUCCGAGUCGGUGACGGGCAGCACGAGAAUGAAGGCUGGCACUGCUACAAAGCUAGUUUUGAAUAUGAUUAGUACGGGCAUCAUGAUUAAGUUGGGCAAGACUUAUGGAAAUCUGGCAAGUUUGAGAAUGGUAGAUCUCAAAGCCACGAAUAUCAAGUUGCGACAGCGCGCCCGAAACAUCCUCAGAGUCAUUGGCGGCCAACGAUGUCACCACUCUGAUCAAGAGCUAGAUGCUAUCCUCGCAACCGCUCGCGGCAGCACCAGGUUGGCGGCUGUUAUGAUGGUCUUGGACGUUCCCUUGGUGGAAGCCGAGCUACGUCUAGACCGAAACAAUGGCGUUCUCGACCGGGUUUUUACUGAGGCCGAAACGCAAUCAAGGGGAACAAGCUGCAAGGCUACAAUUCUCUCCAAAGACGGGGCUGUCGGAGCCGGCUUUGGAGGGCCAUGCAACGUCAUUGCUGGCGCUAUUCAGCAAGCAACAGACUCAUGUCCCACAACAAAAGGACGCGUGUUCUCGUCAAUUAAGUUUGCUGCAGCUCGGAUCGGUCUCGCCGGCUAUGACCGGCCUGCAGUACAGUCUUCAGUCAAUGAUGGACUCUCGAAGCUAUUAAAUCUCAAGAUCGGCGCCGGGCUUGAAGUGACUACAGAUAUCGAUCUUUUACCUGUCGCAUCGGCCUCGGAGGAAACUGUGGAAUGCGCCGUUGUCUUAGUAGCAGGUACAGGCUCCAUCGCCAUGAGUUUUCGAAAAGAAAAUGGUGCUUUUGUCCGUUCAGGCCGUGCCGGCGGCUGGGGUCACCUGCUCGGUGAUGAUGGCUCUGGAUACAGCAUUGGGCGAGAGGCGCUGCGAAUGGCGUUGCGUGAAAGCGACGUGUGCUCCAUGCGGAAACAAGCGAGUGCGCCCGCGCAGCCAACAUCUCAGCUUGCAAAAGCGGUAUUUGGCCAUUUCAAAGAGAAAUUCCCAGAAGCGAAGCCAGAAGAUUUACUCAGCACUGUCAUGAUGCCCAACUCUGCUCCACAGCAGCCCAGGGACGCCGUGAUGGACAGGACGAGUCGCAUCGCUGGGGUAGCCAAGACAGUCUUGGCCAUGGUGAAAACAAACGAGGAUGCAGAUCGUAUUGUUGCAGCAGGCGCUGAAAAGCUGGCAGAGCUCGCUGCUUUACUCGUCUUAAACCAAGGCAUUAAGCCAUCAAAGGCUAGUCUGGUGCUGGCCGGAGGUCUAAUGCAGGAUGAAGGAUACCGCAGGCGGAUUGUAGGCUCCGUCGAAAGGGCAGGUUACAAGUUUCAGCACGUUGAAGUAGUGGACCAACCAGCCAUGAACGGAGCGCGAUUUCUGUUGCGGUCGGCACAGACGCUGCAAUAG
Molecule: messenger RNA, 1938 nt
Organism: Beauveria bassiana ARSEF 2860
Lineage: Eukaryota; Fungi; Ascomycota; Sordariomycetes; Hypocreales; Cordycipitaceae
Product: glucokinase regulator family protein, putative
Exons: 5
Coding region: 1-1938 (645 amino acids)
Biological process (GO): glucose homeostasis; amino sugar catabolic process; negative regulation of glucokinase activity
Cellular component (GO): nucleoplasm; mitochondrion; cytosol
Molecular function (GO): enzyme binding; carbohydrate binding; carbon-oxygen lyase activity
Source: RefSeq, a predicted model, not a curated record